AUGGGUUCCAUGGAAGAGAGCGGUUCAUUUGAAGAUGAUCUUCGUUUUGCUCUCUUCUCAUCUGCUGCCUCACGUCACCAUAGAACCCGUCAACUCCACCAGCAACCUUCGACGGAGCAUUCAUCCAACAAUUCGAAUAACAAUGGAAAUAGUUCCAAUACUCUGAACCCAUAG
Messenger RNA from Rodentolepis nana, 174 nucleotides. NCBI's taxonomy places the organism in Eukaryota, Metazoa, Platyhelminthes, Cestoda, Cyclophyllidea, Hymenolepididae. The record is from the annotation of a GenBank genome assembly.